Molecule: messenger RNA, 342 nt
Organism: Pelagomonas calceolata
Lineage: Eukaryota; Pelagophyceae; Pelagomonadales; Pelagomonadaceae
Source: the annotation of a GenBank genome assembly
AUGGGGCAGCUCCUGUCCUCCCCAAGUCCCCAGCAAAGCGACGCGCCGGUGGCCUCCUCGGGCACCGCUUCCAGCAUGCCCUCGUUCACUGUGGAAUACGGGUACAACUGAGACGGCGGGGACCAGGAGCGCCGCAAGGCCGUGGAGCUCAUCACGCGCGUCUUCCCCGGCGCCGAGGUGAAAACGCAAGGCUCGUCGUCGCUCGGCCAGGUCAUCAUCAAGCACAACGCCACGACGGUCAUCGCCGUCAAGCAGCGCGACCUCUUCUCGAAGUACCGGUGGCCCGCGGCGCCGAAGAUUUUGGAGCGGCUCGAGAUGCUCAAAGAAGAUUUAGAGGACUAA